AUGGCUUCCCGCAAGACUGUUAAUCGCCGUCAACGGCCACAAAGAGCUACUUCGAAUGUGUUCGCCAUGUUCGAUCAGGCUCAAAUUCAGGAGUUCAAGGAAGCAUUCAACAUGAUCGACCAGAAUCGUGAUGGUUUCAUCGAUCAAGAGGAUCUGAAGGAUAUGUUCGCUUCUCUCGGAAAGGAAGUCACGGAACAAUUCAUCGACUCUAUGAUCAAUGAGGCUCCAGGUGCUCAACCGAUUAACUUCACCAUGUUCUUGACGUUGUUCGGUGAAAAACUAACGGGUACAGACCCGGAAGAAGUCAUACGGAAUGCGUUCCAGUGCUUCGACGAAGACAAUUCGGGAAAGCUCAAUGAAGAACAUCUGCGUGAAUUACUGACGACGAUGGGAGAGAGAUAUACCGAGGAGCAAGUGGAUGAAUUGUUCAGAGAUGCUCCCAUCAAGAACGGACAGUUCGAUUAUGUUGAGUUCACUCGCAUGCUCAAGCACGGAACCAAGGAUAAGGACGAGGCCUAA
Messenger RNA from Caenorhabditis briggsae, 519 nucleotides. RefSeq names its product Protein CBR-MLC-4 (gene Cbr-mlc-4). Gene Ontology annotation, cellular component: myosin II complex; cytoplasm. The transcript has 3 exons. NCBI's taxonomy places the organism in Eukaryota, Metazoa, Nematoda, Chromadorea, Rhabditida, Rhabditidae. Gene Ontology annotation, molecular function: calcium ion binding; myosin heavy chain binding. Gene Ontology annotation, biological process: post-embryonic development; locomotion. The coding region runs from base 1 to 519 and encodes 172 amino acids. The record is from RefSeq and is a predicted model, not a curated record.